This is a messenger RNA of Miniopterus natalensis, 393 nucleotides long. The record is from RefSeq and is a predicted model, not a curated record. NCBI's taxonomy places the organism in Eukaryota, Metazoa, Chordata, Mammalia, Chiroptera, Miniopteridae.
AUGUCCAAGCCGGUGGACCACGUCAAGCGGCCCAUGAACGCCUUCAUGGUGUGGUCGCGGGCUCAGCGGCGUAAGAUGGCCCAGGAGAACCCCAAGAUGCACAACUCGGAGAUCAGCAAGCGCCUGGGAGCCGAGUGGAAGCUGCUCACGGAGUCGGAGAAAAGGCCGUUCAUCGACGAGGCGAAGCGCCUGCGCGCCAUGCACAUGAAGGAGCACCCGGACUACAACACGCACUCGCACCCCAGCCCGGGCAACCCGGGCUACAUGAUCCCGUGCAACUGCAGCGCCUGGCCCAGCCCCGGGCUGCAGCCGCCGCUGGCCUACAUCCUGCUGCCGGGCAUGGGCAAGCCUCAGCUGGACCCCUACCCCGCGGCCUACGCCGCCGCGCUAUGA